Messenger RNA from Epinephelus moara (kelp grouper), 2622 nucleotides. Its product is annotated as glycogen phosphorylase, brain form. The transcript is spliced from 17 exons. Gene Ontology annotation, cellular component: cytoplasm. Bases 147 to 2327 code for a protein of 726 amino acids. NCBI's taxonomy places the organism in Eukaryota, Metazoa, Chordata, Actinopteri, Perciformes, Serranidae. The record is from RefSeq and is a predicted model, not a curated record. Gene Ontology annotation, molecular function: pyridoxal phosphate binding; glycogen phosphorylase activity. Gene Ontology annotation, biological process: glycogen catabolic process.
CCCCCUCCCAGCUGUCGGUUGAUAGAGUGGGCGGGGCAGCUUGUUGUUUUCCUGCUCUACCUGACAGGUGAGCUCCACUCCUACGGCUCAUCCUCACGGCUCAGUCCGACCUGUGUGCUCCUCUUCCCGGCUGAUUGUGUGGAAACAUGGCGGCGCCGCUCACCGACAAGGAGAAGCGGAAGCAGAUCAGCGUCCGGGGCAUCGCCGGUGUCGCGGACGUGGCGGAGAUCAAACGGGAUUUUAACCGACACCUCCACUUCACCCUGGUUAAGGACCGGAACGUAGCGACGCCCCGGGACUACUACUUCGCCCUGGCCCACACCGUCCGGGACCACCUGGUGGGCCGCUGGAUCCGCACCCAGCAGUACUACUAUGAGAAGGACCCCAAGAGGGUGUACUAUCUGUCUCUGGAGUUCUACAUGGGCAGAACGCUGCAGAACACCAUGAUCAACCUGGGACUGCAGAACGCCUGUGACGAGGCCAUCUACCAGUUGGGUUUGGACAUCGAGGAGUUGGAGGAAAUUGAGGAGGAUGCUGGUCUGGGAAACGGAGGACUGGGACGACUGGCAGCUUGUUUCCUGGAUUCCAUGGCGACGCUUGGCCUGGCAGCGUACGGAUACGGUAUUCGUUACGAGUUCGGCAUUUUCAACCAGAAGAUUAGCAACGGAUGGCAGGUGGAGGAGGCAGAUGAUUGGCUGAGGUACGGGAACCCCUGGGAGAAGGCGCGGCCUGAGUACAUGCUGCCGGUUCAUUUCUAUGGCCGGGUGGAGAAAUCGGAGGGUGGAGUGAAGUGGGUGGACACUCAGGUGGUGCUGGCGAUGCCCUAUGACACUCCAGUUCCUGGUUACCAUAACAACACGGUGAACACGAUGAGACUGUGGUCGGCUAAAGCUCCCAACGACUUCAAACUGCACAACUUUAAUGUUGGAGAUUAUAUUGAAGCUGUUCUGGACAGAAACUUGGCUGAGAACAUCUCCAGAGUCCUUUACCCCAACGAUAACUUUUUUGAGGGGAAGGAGCUGCGUUUGAAGCAGGAGUACUUUGUGGUCGCCGCCACGCUGCAGGACAUCAUCCGCAGGUUCAAGUCCUCCAAGUUCGGCUGCAGAGACCCCGUGAGGACGUCCUUCGACACCUUUCCUGACAAGGUAGCGAUCCAGCUGAACGACACCCACCCGGCUCUCGCCAUCCCUGAGCUGAUUAGGAUCCUGGUGGACAUAGAGAAGCUGGACUGGGACAAGGCGUGGGACAUCACCUAUCGUACCUGUGCGUACACGAACCACACGGUGUUACCUGAAGCACUGGAGCGCUGGCCGGUCUUCAUGUUCGAACAGCUGCUGCCACGACACCUGCUCAUCAUCUACGACAUCAACCACAGACACCUGGAGAGGGUGGCGGCCAUGUUUCCCGGGGACACAGAUCGUCUCCGUCGGAUGUCUCUGAUCGAGGAAGGAGACCCCAAGAGGAUCAACAUGGCUCACCUGUGUGUGGUCGGGUCGCACGCCGUCAACGGGGUCGCUCAGAUUCACUCUGACAUCGUCAGGAACACUGUGUUUAAAGACUUUUACGAAGUGGAACCAGAGAAGUUUCAGAAUAAGACGAACGGCAUCACUCCUCGCCGCUGGCUGUUGCUGUGUAACUCCGGCCUCGCUGACAUCAUCGCUGAGAGGAUCGGAGAAGACUUCCUGUCUGAUCUUCAUCAGGUGAAAAAAAUCCUCCAAUUUGUGGAUGACGAAGCCUUUAUCAGAGACGUGGCCAAAGUCAAACAGGAGAGUAAACUGAAGUUUGCAUCCUUCCUGUACAAACAGCAGCAGGUGAAGGUGAAUCCAGACUCCAUCUUUGACGUCCAGGUGAAAAGGAUCCACGAGUACAAGAGACAACUGCUCAACUGUCUGCACGCCGUAACUCUCUACAACCGAAUCAAGCUGCACCCCAACAGAGAGUUUGUCCCUCGGACAGUGAUCAUUGGAGGAAAGGCGGCUCCUGGUUACCACAUGGCCAAACUGAUCAUCAAACUGAUCACCGCCAUCGGUCAGGUGAUCAAUAACGAUCCUACUGUGGGAGACAGGCUGAAGGUCAUCUACCUGGAGAACUAUAGAGUGUCUCUGGCUGAGAGAGUGAUCCCGGCUGCAGAUGUGUCGGAGCAGAUCUCCACAGCAGGAACUGAAGCUUCAGGAACAGGAAACAUGAAGUUCAUGUUGAACGGCGCUCUGACAGUGGGAACGAUGGACGGAGCCACGGUGGAGAUGGCGGAGGAGGCCGGGGAGGAGAACCUGUUCAUCUUCGGCAUGAGGGUGAAGGACGUGGAGGAGAUGGACAGGAAGGGGUAAGCACGCUUUACAUCACUUCCUGUUUUCUUCAGAGAUUAAGAUCACUGUGUGCAGUCGAGUUUUCACAAAGUUUCUUUUCCUUGUGUCUUUGAGUUUUCCAGAUGGAGGACAAUAGAUGACUUCAAAAGAUAAAUAAAUGUACCAAUAAAUACAGAAAUUAAAACACAAAUAAAUAAAUAAAUACUGAGGUAUAUUGAAAAAAAAUUAAAGAUGUAGUGUAUGUAAAUCCAUAAGGGAAUAAAUGUUGCAAUAAAUAUGGAAAUUAAUAAAUAAAUGCAAAAAAAGAACAUGAUGA